CGUCAGCCGUCAGCACUCACUCGCCAAGAUCCAACAAACAAACUUCCCCAUCCAUAUCGGAUCGGAUCAGCACUAGCUUCUAGCUAGCAAGCCAUCCCGCGUCCGCCAUGGCAAAGUUCGCUCUUGGCCACCACCGCGAGGUCUCCGACGCCGGCUGUGUCCGCGCCGUCCUCGCCGAGCUCAUCCUCACCUUCCUCUUCGUCUUCGCCGGCGUCGGCUCCGCCAUGGCAACAGGGAAGCUGGCCGGCGGCGGCGGGGACACGGUGGUGGGACUGACGGCGGUGGCGCUGGCGCACACGCUGGUGGUGGCCGUCAUGGUGUCCGCGGGGCUACACGUCUCCGGCGGCCACAUCAACCCAGCCGUGACGCUGGGCCUCGCCGCCACGGGCCGCAUCACGCUGUUCCGCUCCGCGCUCUACGUGGCCGCGCAGCUGCUGGGCUCCGCGCUCGCAUGCCUCCUCCUCGCCUUCCUCACCGCCGGCGGGGGCGGGGGCGUGCCCGUGCACGCGCUGGGGGACGGCGUGGGAGCGCUCCGGGGCGUGCUCAUGGAGGUGGUGCUCACCUUCUCGCUGCUCUUCGCCGUCUACGCCACCGUCGUCGACCCGCGCCGCGCCGUCGGGAGCAUGGGCCCGCUCCUGGUGGGGCUGGUGGUCGGCGCCAACGUGCUCGCCGGCGGGCCCUUCUCCGGUGCGUCCAUGAACCCCGCGCGCUCCUUCGGCCCCGCGCUCGUGGCUGGGGUCUGGGCCGACCACUGGGUCUACUGGGUUGGGCCUCUUAUCGGUGGGCUGCUCGCUGGGCUGGUCUAUGAUGGCCUCUUCAUGGCCCAGGCCGGACACGAGCCGCUUCCUAGGGAUGACCACUUCUAGUCUAGUUCUAGUAGGCAAAAAAAUAUAUGUUGUUGGUUCCCUGAAUGAAUAAUUUGAAUUGAAAACUCA
Molecule: messenger RNA, 935 nt
Organism: Sorghum bicolor (sorghum)
Lineage: Eukaryota; Viridiplantae; Streptophyta; Magnoliopsida; Poales; Poaceae
Product: aquaporin TIP4-4
Exons: 2
Coding region: 108-866 (252 amino acids)
Biological process (GO): water transport; transmembrane transport
Cellular component (GO): membrane
Molecular function (GO): water channel activity
Source: RefSeq, a predicted model, not a curated record